GCCGGAAAAAAACUUCGGCAAAAAUGGCGGAGGGUGCAACGUCUCUGAAAGGGUUGCGGGCGCAAAUGGCUGCAGUUGCGCAGGCGCAGGCAGAGGAACGGCGCAACCAGGCAGGGAACAGCCCAACACCAGCAGCUCCAGCCAGCACAAUGAAGAGCCAAACCAGGCCAGUCAUUGAUGGGGCAGCCUUGAGGAUAGACGACAAACUCAGAGUGGCCAAAGAAAGGAGAGAAGAGCAGGAAAAGCAACAUGCGGCCCGUGAAACUCAGCUCCUGGAGCGAGAGCGCAAGACCCGGCUGCAAGUGGAGAGACAAAUGGAGGAGAGACAGAAGAAGCUGGAAGAGCAGCGCAGGAAGGAGGAACAGAGGAGAGCUGCAGUGGAAGAGAAAAGGAAACAGAAAUUAGAGGAAGAAAAGGAGCACUAUGAGGCCGUGAUGAGACGUACCCUGGAGCGCAGCCAGCGAGUAGAGCAGAGACAGAAGAGAUGGUCCUGGGGUGGACUUUCAGACUCUGACAACAAAAAUGACAAGCGCUCUUCCUCUACUACAAACCUGAAACAGACUGACUCAGUCAUCAGCAAACGUCUCUCCUCAUCCUCAGCCACCCUCCUUAAUUCUCCUGAUAAAACUCGCCGCUUGUUGGCUGCCCCCGUGGAUAGCAGUGUCCUCAGUCGGCUGCUCACACCCACCCAGGCCUCGCUAGCUAGAAGCAAGAGUGCCGCGGCCCUGUCCGCCGAAGGAGGCGACGCCCAAGAGUCUCACCUGUGUCCUCGUUCAGCAUCUGCCAGCCCCAUGCAGCCCCCGGCCCAUGGACCCCUACGCAGUCGCAGCAGCGAUCGAAAAAAAGGCCCACCUACUUCUGUGUCUGCAGAUGGCAUUUCCAGUAUGAUGCAGCAGAAAGUUGAGAAGGAGAAACGCUUCAUGUCACCAGUAGGAAAACGCCCUGCCUCGCCCUCUAGUCGUCAUCGAUCCCCGUCUCCUUCUCCCGCUGCUAACACCACUACAAGAGCGCCCUCACCUGGAGCAGCUAAGCAGAGUCCACAUUUCCGCACUCCUUCCCCCAGUGGUUUGAAACAGCGGCCUCCAUCCCCUCAGCCCUCUACCACAUCCAAACCUCCACCCAUCCAGAAACCUGCUCUCACCCCCACCGGCCCGCCCACCCUUCGCAAGAGGGACUCCAAGCCAAACGAUAUGUCUCCCAUGAUGCCUGUCACCCCACAGUCUCCAGAAACCAGCACGCCCAGCCCGGCAUCCGCACCCAAGACCAAAGAGGAAUCCAGUUCCAAAGCAGGAAUCGCAGGAACUAACUCCGCUGCAGAGGCUUCCAAGAUGCUGGCGGAAAACCGGCGUCUGGCACGCGAGCAGAAAGAGAAAGAAGAGCAACUCCGCAUACAGAAAGAAGAAGAGGAGAAGCUGAGAAAAGAGGAGGAGAAGCGGCUGGCGGAGGAGGAGCGCUUGAGGCGUGCAGAGGAGGAGAAGAGGCUUGCGGAGGAGAGGAAGAGAGAAGAGGAGGUGCAGGCUCAUGUAGCAGAGGAGGAGAGACAGCGAAUGGAGCUGGAGGAGCAGCAAAGACAGACUGAGCUAGAGAAAGAGCGCGAGGAGGCUGAAGCAAAGGCCCAAGAGGAGGCAGAGAGGCAGCGUCAAGAGAGAGAACGCAUUAUGCAACAGAACCAACAGGAGCGCAUUGAGAGAAAGAAGAGAAUUGAAGAAAUUAUGAAGAGAACCAGAAAAACAGACCAAAUCGAUUUUAAGAGUAAUGAUGAGAGGGACAUUCCUGAUGAAAAUGGAGAGGAGGCUGAGGACCAAAUAUACUGUGAAAAUAAGGAGAAUCAGGCUGUUGAGUCAGAGCAGAAUGCCAUGAAGACAGAGCCAUCAGACUCUCAGAAGCAUCACUUACCUGUGGAGGAGCCAGUCAGCGAGCAAGAGGGGCCAGUUGAUAGUAUGAACACACAAACAGAUGUGGACAAUAAAGAGAACAGCAAUGGACCCGGCACAGAGGAUCCCUCAAUGGACAGCAGCCCCCCUCCCAAAUCCUGUCUGAUGGAGGGCUUGGAGUUUGUGAACGAGGACUCUAAAGUGAACAUGGUGCCAGGGUUCAAUGGUAAAGGAGGACCCUGGAGCUUUGAGGAGCUGAUCGAUCUGGGUGUUCAUGCGAAGAGCAAACCCCUGAUGGAUGAUGAGGGGCCUAGAGUGGCCUUUGAAGAGAAAACCAGCUCCAUUCAUCCAGCCCAGCCUAUCGAAGCUCUGUCCGAGAUGUGAAUGCGGAGGUCUGUGUUUAAGGCCUACUGAUUAAUGCACUCCAUGAGUCACGUCCAGCUGAGCCUCAGUGUCAGCGCUCAGACUCGUCUUGACAGCCAGGGAAAGCGCACAGUGCCGCACAGCCUCUGCAGAUAAUAGAUGGAUAAAGCAAGAGAAAAUAAAGACAAGUUGGAAGUAACGAGCUAAAGAAAUGAUUCAGGGAAAAUGAUAGAUUCCUUCAGUGUGCUUGCUUCAGCUCUACAUCUUUCUAAUAUUGACAUCAGGAUUUGUUUUUUCAUAUAUUUCUUACAUUUUGUGUUUCGUUUUUUUGUUGUUUUCAUCUUUUAAAUGUGGAGACAACUUAUUUAUUCAUGUGGCUUCUUCACAUUUAAACGGCUGCUGUCUUUUGACGGUUACAAAUUCAUUAUAGCUUCAACUUAAGUAUUUUGUUGAAUAAUCUGGUUGGUUGAGUCAAUGUAAAGCUUUUUGAAAAAGGAAACUCUCACAUAUCUUCAGCUGACAGCUCAGCAAUGUGACCCAAAUGGGAACCUGUCGUUGAAACAUGAGGUUAGACGGGCUGCUAGUGCGGCAACUCUCCAGUUCUAAUGUGACCUCAGGAUAUUUUCCUCUAAGCUUCUGUUUCUCCUCUCCAAAGGCAUAAACAUCCCCACUGUAGUGUUUAACGCUAUGUCCCUGUGCAACAACUGAAGCAUUCCUACUGUGUAACACUUGUAGAUCGCAAAUCUCACUCAAAAUGUUUCAUUAAAACCGUUUAUCAGACUAAUUCUAAUUAAAAUUGAGUGCAAACAUGUUAAUACUGCCUUGAGCUCUUGAGAUUGAAGGAUGAUGGAGCUCAAUGCGGACUGAAAUAACACUUGUUGCUUUGGUUUAAUGAGGUUUUUAUGUCGUUCAUUCCUGUUUUGUAGUAAAUACCUAUAUUGUUGAUGUCCUGUUCUACUUGUACAUAAAUAUGACUAGUUAUCAAAUAUCUAAUUUAAGUGACCCUCAAUAUGUCUGCAUGAAUCUAUCUGCUACUAUAUUGCAUAAUAUAACAGAAUUACUGUAAGUCUUACUUGCACACUUUCCACAUGUUUCUGUUCCCUGGAGUUUGAAGAAAUGUGUUCCAGUGGCUAAACUUGAAUGAUUUAAUGUUCUCCAAUUCCCAAAGUCCCCUCAGGGUUAUACUGUACUAUCAGUUUUUUUGUGUAUAUACAGUUACUGUUAGUUCUCACAUCCAUUCCUGGCCUAAAUAACCACACUAAAUGUAGUCCUCUCUUUGAAAAUGCACAAGUAUAUAUAUAUAUAUAUAUAUAUAUAUUAAAAACUCUUCUAAGUAUUAUGUAAAUCAGUAUUAGGCUGUCUGGCUAUACUUGUGGUUGGGAAUAAGAACUAGGCAGUAGGUUAGUGUGCUGUAUAGUGUGGUACAACACUGUACUGUAAGAUGAAACAGGCCAGAUGUAACUAACUGCACACAGCACCAGUGCACAUUUAUCUUUUUUGAACAGAGUGUGAAGUGAUGUGAGUUGGGAAAAAGAAAGUGGACAGAGUAUAAGCGAAGUCAAAAGGGCUUUUUGAUUAUGAAGCUGCUUUGAGGUUGAACAGGGAUCCAUUGAGCAUGUUGCCUCUCACUGAGGUUGAGGAAUGCAAUUUAAAUUUGCAGCUAGAGGAUUCAGGGGAAGUUCAAAUGAUUUAUGCACUAAUGGUGAGGAUUUGGCAUUCGAGCAUUUGCCUAUUGAUUUAAAUGUCCAGAAUGUUGUAAUGAAUGAUUGGUCUCCAUAUGCUUGAAGAGUUCAGAUGGCUUUGUGUACUGAAGUUGUGUAAAAUGUUGUUUUCUUUGAAAUAUUAUUUGCAGAGUAGUUUUACCAGUCAAAUGCCAGAAACAGUUACGUUUGUGGUUAAUCGGUAAGUACAUUUCCUUAUUUGUAUAAUUCCAUCCGCGUUUAGGAAUACUGUAGAUCCCUCAAUAUGUAUUUAAUGUUCUUCUGUUAUUUUAUAUGCAACCGCUUUCUGUGAUUUUUUUUAUUUUUUUUAUCUUUUGUUGUAUAAUAGUCACUUUCCAGAUUGCUUUUUGACUCGGGCUCUUAAGUCUCCAGGGGAAAGUUGUUUGCGGAGGUUAGAAGUGACCGGCACUUGGCAUGAGACUUUUGUACAUGGGUUUGAGAUCGUUGCGAUUUCCUCGGUUUUGGCCUUUUAUACUCAUAAUACUUUGCAUUUCCAAAAUAGUUUCAGGUUGUGGUGUAGCUCAGUGGUUCCCAACCCUGGUCCUGGAGGCACCCCAACACUGCAUGUUUUGCAUGUCUCCUUAA
Sinocyclocheilus grahami is the source of this 4543-nucleotide messenger RNA. Its product is annotated as ensconsin-like. The transcript is spliced from 18 exons. Lineage: Eukaryota; Metazoa; Chordata; Actinopteri; Cypriniformes; Cyprinidae. The record is from RefSeq and is a predicted model, not a curated record. Gene Ontology annotation, biological process: microtubule cytoskeleton organization. Gene Ontology annotation, cellular component: microtubule cytoskeleton. The coding region runs from base 24 to 2258 and encodes 744 amino acids.